AUGCACAUAUGCAACGGAGCUAUUUUGAACACCAACUACAUCCUAACUGCCUCGGAUUGCGUCAGAGACAAAUUACCAUCUGAUCUGAGGGUGCGAUUAGGCCAUACUGAGAAAUUCACUGGAGAUAUUGCGGGAGUUUGCCAAGUAAAAAUCCAUCCUCAGUCCAGCAAAACAAAGCAGGGCAGCAAUCUGGCCUUGUUGAAGCUCUGCGAACCUCUGGACCCCUCUGAAGAUAUCCAGAAAAUCCCCAUAUUCUACAAGCAGCCUAAAAACGGGGCUGAGGCGUUCAUCUCUGGAUACGGAUCCUAUAACAACUCGUAUUAUACUUGUCAACCCCAUAUUUUACGAAAGAAAUCUGUGCAACUGUACGAUCUAAGGGCGUGUGCCGCUAGGCGAAAAAUAUCCGCUCCGACCAUCAGCGUUACGGGUCUUAACAUUUGCGCCGAGAAGAAGCAGAGGUUAUGUUCCUUCAAUAAGGGUGCUCCAUUGGUCAUAGAUGGCAAGUUGGCGGGCAUUUUGUCGUUUGGGGAUUGUUCCAUUGAGCCCGAUGUUUUUGUCAAUGUGUUCUAUCACAUAAAAUGGUUGCAAGCCAAUACAAAGUAG
Molecule: messenger RNA, 603 nt
Organism: Drosophila subpulchrella
Lineage: Eukaryota; Metazoa; Arthropoda; Insecta; Diptera; Drosophilidae
Product: trypsin-like
Exons: 1
Coding region: 1-603 (200 amino acids)
Biological process (GO): proteolysis
Molecular function (GO): serine-type endopeptidase activity
Source: RefSeq, a predicted model, not a curated record